Messenger RNA from Plasmodium yoelii, 3012 nucleotides. Its product is annotated as heptatricopeptide repeat-containing protein, putative. The transcript has 2 exons. The coding region runs from base 1 to 3012 and encodes 1003 amino acids. The record is from RefSeq and is a predicted model, not a curated record. Lineage: Eukaryota; Apicomplexa; Aconoidasida; Haemosporida; Plasmodiidae.
AUGAACAUGAUCAAAAAUGUGCACUUAAUUCGAAAAGGGAGGCCUAAUUAUGGUUUUGGAAUGAGAUGGGCUUUGAAACAUUUGAGAGAAUAUGGUAAGGAAGGAAAAUCAGAAUUUUUAAAAUGUUAUGAAAAAAAAACAAUGAAUUCAGUUACUAACAAAAUAGGAAAUAAAAAUGUAUUUGAAGAUUAUAAAAAAAUGGAAAUUGGAAAAGUUUUGAUACUUAUUUUAAAUAAUUUGAAAAAUGGGAUAAUAGAAAAGGAAACUGGAGGGAAUAAAAACAAAAUGAAUAAUAAAAUAGAAAAUAUAAUAGAUCAUAUUUUUAAAAAUAAUUUGAUCAUAAACAAUUUAAAUUUUAUUCAAUUUAACAUGUUAUUAACUGUAAUUCAUAAAAGUGAAAUAAAAGUAAAAAAUGAUAUACUAUUUUAUAUAGUAGUAUUAUUAAAUAAAAAAAUAUUGUCUUUUUCAAAUGAUAUAAAUAAUACAAAUUCAUCAUGGAUUAAUAUUAUUAAUUUACUUUCUGGAAUUUCUAAAAACAAUAAAAAUCUUAUUCAUUUGAUUCAUAAAAAUAUUGGAAACGAUUUGAAUAAUAAUGAAAAGGAAAUUGAAACAAAAAAAUGUGGAGAAAGAAAUAUGUUUGAUUCAUCAUUUUCUGAAAAAUUUGUUUAUAGGAUUAUUAAAAAUAGUUGUGAUUAUUCUAUAAGAGAGAUAUCUUUAUUAUUACAUAGUUGCUAUUAUUUAAAUAUAAAAAAUGACGAAAUAUUUAAUUUUAUUUUUGAUAAAUUAACUAAAAACGAUUAUUAUUUUAAUAGUUUAGAUCUACACAUUUUUGUAUAUUCUGUGUACAAAUUGAAUUUACUCAGUUAUGUAAAUUUUAUGGAAAGAAUAAAAAAAGACAUUUUAAAAAAUAUAGAUAAUUUUUCAAAUAGCCAAAUUAUUAAUAUAUUACUAGCAUAUACCCAUUUUUUUCAUUAUUAUCAUUUGAAAGAUAAAAAAAACGUUUUAGAAAUAGAUGAAUUUAUAUCUAUCAUAUUUGAUAAAUGUAUGAAAAGAAUAAAUUUUUUUAUGAAUAAAGAGUUUUGUAAUUUUCUUAAUUUUAUUUUGCAAAAUGAUAUUUAUUUAGAUAAUAAAAAGAGACAUGAAUUUUUUAGGAUAAUUUCAAGUUUGCUAGAAAAAAACAAAUAUUAUGAAAAUAAAUUAAUUCUAAAUAAAAUGACAGACAUAGAUAUUUUUACUAUAGUCAAUUUUAUAUAUAAAUAUUUAUAUAAUGAUAAUGGAAUAUUUCAAUUAAAGGAUGUUGCUUUUUAUAAUUUAGAUAAAUAUAUCAUAGAAUUAAUAAUGAAAAAAAAAAUUAAAGAAAAUUUGUUAACAUAUAUUAUACACUACUCUAAAUGUAGAGUUGUUUCACCUAUUAGUAUGAAUCAUUUGACAUGUUUUUUGAAACAUAUUAAUAUAAAUUUGUUAGAAUUUAAAAUGAAAGUGAUUUUGCUAACAUCUAUUGAUAGACUUAUAGAGAUGAAUAAAAAUAGUAGUAAUGAUAAUAAUUCAAAUGAGAUAACUGAAGAAACAUAUAUUUUGAAAUAUUAUCUUGAAUUAUUUAAAGGAAUUCACAAAGACUUAACUGAUUAUGUAUUUAUACGCGAAUAUAAUAAUAACCAUGUAGGGGCCACUGUGAUAAAAAAUAUUUGCACACAAAAUAAAAAGGAGCUAUUUUCCACUAUCGAUAUUAAGGAGAUAAUAAAAAUAAUUAAAAAAGGAAAAGAUAAUAAUGAAAAUGUUGCUAAAAAAAAUGAUAAUAUAAUAUUAAGGAGUCCCAUUGAAAAUGAAAUAGAAAAAAUAAAAGAGACACUUUUUAAUAAUUUGAAUGAAUAUAUAAUAAAAAAUGAAAUAAUAGAAUUAUUUCCACAACUUUUAACAAAUAAAACUGUUGAUAUAAACCUUUUAAAUAAGAUAGAAUAUGUUGUAAAUAAAGUUAUGAUUGAAAUAAAAAAUAAUUUACUUGAAAAAAAUAAUGAAAAAUUUUAUACCACAAUAAAUAUUAUUAACAAACGUGAAAGAAUAGGGUUAUCUUUUUUACAGACAUUAAAUUUAUGUAAUGAAGGUAUUUUUAUUAAAAAUAAUAGUAUAGCCCAAUUUGUAAAUAAUAAAAAAAUAAUAUUAAAAUAUACAGAAUACAUUGACAAAGAUAAGGGGAAAAAUAUUAAAGAUUGUUUUAAUUUUUAUGUGCAUAUGCUUUUAUUUGAUAUAAACAAUAAUUUACUCUUUUUUGUGGAUAAUUUAUUAAGAAAAAUAUGGAAUGUUUUAAUAAAUAAACAUUUUAAUUAUGAACAAAACAUAUUAAAUGUUAUUGACAUUUAUUCAUCUAUUAUUAAAAUAGAUAAGAGUUAUUAUGAUGUGUAUACGAAUCAUAUUUAUAAAUUAAUAUUUCCAAAAAUAUUAUAUAAUUAUAAAAGCUUAGGAUUUAAAUAUUUAUCUCUUUUAUUUUAUUCUAAUUUAAUUCACAUGUUUUUACAUAUAAAUUCACAUUCUAAUUAUUAUAAACAUGCUAAUUUGUCGAUCGAACUUUUGCUUAAACUGUUCGAUUAUUUUUUAAAUUCGGUAGACGAGGAGGUGUAUAAUUUAUUUAAAUUUAAUAUUAAAGAGUUAUCAGAAUGUCAUGAAAGAGAUCAAAAAAAUAUACAGAGUUGCUUAUUUUGCCCAUCUUUAAAUGAAUUAAUCUACAUAUAUAGAACAUUUUAUUUUUUUCAUUUUGUUGAAUUAUAUAAAUACAUGAAAAUAUACCAACUGAAGCGUCUUUAUACCUUCUACAAAAUUUUAAAUUAUUACACCUUUAACAUUAAAAGGUUUUCAAUACAUGAGUUUACCCAAACCAAUAAAGAUACUUCAAACACUCACAACUCUAUCGUAAGUUCCAUAAAUUCCCUUCUCAAUAGAAAUAAAAAAAUAAAUGUUGCAUGUGAAUAUGUUGUUUUUCCAUUAUUUAUAAUCGACAUUUUAAUAUAUAAAAAUUAA